GGCGGGGGGGAGGUUACCAUGGCAACAGGGCCGGGACGCCGCGGCCUAGCCCGGCCCGGCCCCUCCUCUCCGCCGUUCACCCUGUUCCCUCCCGGUUUCCUCUGCUUUCCCCGCCCUCCUGGAGCCCCCCGGGCCCGGUAACACCGUGCCAGUCGCUUUCCAGCGGGCUGUCCCGGUAGAGCGUUCCCUCUAUCGCACACCCGGUGACCCCUCAGCACCCUGGCCUGGUGGCCCCGUGGUUCCCAGCCCGUGUCCCACCGCCCACCAUGGCGCACCUGCUGGGCCACCGCGGCUGCAUGGAGAGCCUGCGGGCCGACCUGCAGGACCUGCAGGCUGCCAUUGCCGACGUGACCUCCCGGGCCGGCGCCGUGCGCUUCCCGUCAUGGAAGUUCCCUGACAAGGUGUCCUGCGACCUGGACGUGUCGCUGCUGCUGCAGCAGUACAGGCACAGCGAGAGCGAGCCCGAGUUCAGCCAGCACUCACACGUGGUGCUGCUGGAGCUGCUCAUAGACAGGUGA
Molecule: messenger RNA, 518 nt
Organism: Manacus vitellinus (golden-collared manakin)
Lineage: Eukaryota; Metazoa; Chordata; Aves; Passeriformes; Pipridae
Gene: CCDC157
Product: coiled-coil domain containing 157
Exons: 1
Coding region: 267-518 (83 amino acids)
Source: RefSeq, a predicted model, not a curated record